CAAACCAACUGGACACUUGAAUUCUGAAAUAUUGUACCACCCUAUACAAUACCACAGAAUGCUAUGUUUGUUUGUGAAGUGAACGUUUGAAGUUUGAACUUAACCUCAAAAGUUUCAUUCAAAAUAUUUUUUUUUUUUCUUUCUAUUUUGUUGCUAAUUUAACGUGAUUGCUUAAUAGCUGAAAAGUAAACGAUGGAAAUAUCGUUCACAGGAAAAAGGGCGCUAGUUUCAGGAAUCGGUCGAGCCAUUGCAAUUCAACUUUCAAAAUGCGGAGCCGAAGUAAUUGCACUCGGCAGAAAUAAAGACGAUUUAGAUUCUCUGGCUAGGGAAGGGAAAUCGAUUAAAGUAAUUUCGGUAGAUUUAGCCGAUUGGGAGUUGACACGAAAGACUUUAGGGAAUAUCGGUGAUGUAGAUUUGCUAGUGAAUAAUGCCGGGUUUAACAUUUUAGAGCCGAUGAUUAAUGUUACCGAAAGUCACAUCGAUCAAUUGUUCGCAGUUAACUAUAAGAGUGUCGUAAAUUUAACUCAGAUCGUUACAGAAAGUCUGCUGAGGCGGAAAGUGGGCGGUUCGGUUGUCGUAGUCUCAUCGCAAGCGUCGUUUAGGGGGAUCCAAGAUCACGCGAUUUAUUGCAGUACUAAAGCCGCUCUCGAUGCGUUCGUUAAAGUAUGCGCUUUGGAACUUGGCCCGCAUAAUAUUCGCGUAAAUUGCGUUAAUCCUACCGUUGUGUUAACAGAGUUAGGUCAGAAGGCUUGGUCGGAUCCUGCCAAAGCAGUUCCAAUGAAAGCAAAAAUUCCAUUAAACAGGUUUGCAGAAGUAAGUGAUGUAGUCGAUGCUGUUUUGUUUUUAUUGAGCGACAAAGCCAGUAUGAUUACGGGAACAUGCCUACCUGUUGAUGGAGGAACCCUAGCAGCUUUAUAACUUUUUCUUAUUUGGGUCAACUAUGAAAUUAAAGAAUCAAUUGAUAUUGGGUAGGCACUGAUUGUUGCCUUUACUAUACUAUAAACUACCACGGGUUAUCUCUGGUAUUUUUUAAUUGUAAGAUUUAUUGGGUAGGUAUUCAACAACAAAGUAAAAAAUAAACAAGAUUUCUAAUUAU
Messenger RNA from Photinus pyralis (common eastern firefly), 1096 nucleotides. RefSeq names its product L-xylulose reductase-like. NCBI's taxonomy places the organism in Eukaryota, Metazoa, Arthropoda, Insecta, Coleoptera, Lampyridae. The transcript has 5 exons. The record is from RefSeq and is a predicted model, not a curated record. Bases 193 to 918 code for a protein of 241 amino acids. Gene Ontology annotation, molecular function: carbonyl reductase (NADPH) activity; L-xylulose reductase (NADPH) activity. Gene Ontology annotation, biological process: glucose metabolic process; xylulose metabolic process.